CCGAACUCUCCAUGGGACUGUCUUCUAUGACAUCGGACCCCGAGAACUGGAUUCGUCCUGGGCAGCGGGGCCGCAGACAUCCAUGCACAGUCGCUUCCCGGGCACGUACACAUCUGGCAUGGACGGCUCGACGAGACUUGUCACAGACCCUGCUCCACGUGCUCAUCCUUUAGCUUCGCCAGCGGUGGGUGGACCUGCAUGUGGUCCCGUUCACACAACGCGGAUCCAGGGCGGUCCUCAUCCUCAAGCCUUCCAAGGCGCCUCCUGUACGCCUCCCCCGGCUCCCGCGUGUAUGCUGCCGCCUUCGGUCGACCGCUUACGGACCGCGGCUGUGGAGAGGGCGUGGUCGAACGUCCGCAAUGUUGGGGGUGGUGUCGUCGAAGAUGUGGGAGGGGUGCGGCAGGUCGUCGAUGCGCCCCCUUCACCUAUGGAUCAAGGUGAAAGGGACGACCGACGCGGGGGUGAGGACGCACGUCCGGCGGUAGCGGAUGUUCGUGUAGGACAACAAGGCUCGUCAAUCGGGAAUGGCAACCGCGGUGGACGUGUGGCGGAGAGUGCCAGUGACGUGGACACAAGUGACGACACUGCACGGGCGGAUGGAGGCGGUGCACCUGCGAAGAGGCGAACCAGGCCAUGGCCGCUCGAGGAACGCCUCGAUCUAGCGAGGUUCAUGAAGGAAGAUGAUGCAAUGAUGACAAUGGCGUCUGGUCGACUGAAGCACGCCAGACGGUCGGUGAGGAACGAGUGGGUGUCAAGGAAGAUGAGGGAGGCUGGGUGGAUAAGCGGUGUUGGAGGCGGCGGCACACCUUGGAGUCGUCAGCUCUCUAUAGAGAGCGUGGCGCCGCAAGCAACGGAAAUGAGUGAACGGUGGAAAUUGAGGAGUAGAUUGAGGUUCGAGCCUCUCUUGGAAGACAAGAUAGUCUGUCCUCGGCCAAGACGAUAUGCUAUCAACACUUUUGUGAUGAUGGAGACGGUUAAAGCCCGUCGUCGAAGAAGUAUGAUGAAGGAGAAAGACAUGAGAUCCGAUGGGGAUGCGGGCUUGGAGAUCUUGGACAUCUUUCUGUGUAAGGGGUGUCUACCGCCAUUCAUACCAUUCUCUCCGCCGAGCAGGUCAGCGAACCCUGUGGUGCACGAUGCACGGUUCCAACAGAAGAACAGGAGCGGUGGUGGAGGGGACUUUGUAGUUGGGGGCUCCCGAUUGGACGAGUUCAUUGGCGAGGGGGGAGGCGGUCUUCGAUCCUCAUUGUACGACUAGAGGCGUGCAGCCAAGCGGACAUGCUCUCUCUGAGAAAAAAAACGGUUGUGAUUCUAAUCGGGGGGAGUCAGUCGUCGAUACCACCCUCGCCUAGACCUCUUCAGUCUUGCCAGCCACGGCGCAUGUUCCUCGGCGACCUUGAGCGAGCUUCUCCACCUCUCGUGGUAGGAAGAUAACGAUCGGGUAAGAGAAAUCGAAGAUGAGCAGAAUGGUAGCAGACAGUGAAUGAAGCAAAGGGGAACAGACUACGCAAGCACCGACACGUGAGCACUUAGAGAGAAAGAGGUCCAGCAGGGAGCAGUAAUCAGUGAUGAUCGAGUGAUUGAUUGAGUGAGUCAGUCUGAAGAAUGUACAUAUCGAAGUUUUGUAUGCUGUUUGAAUUCCAGCCAUUUGCAUUGAAUGGCCGAUUCUGUACUUCUAGAGAAGAUGGCUUUGUUCCAAGGCUGUCAGUUGAUUGUACAGCAAUGUCCGAGUUGGCGUUUCAACACCCGUGUUCACAUGCAUGUGAAGAGAGAGAGAGAGAGAGAGAGAGAGAGAGAGAGAGAGAGAGAGAGAGAGUUUUCGUCGAUAAGCAAAUAACAGAAGAAGACCGUGACACUUAGGGGCGAUCAAAGCGCAUUUAGACAACCAGGCUGGACAGGUUCCUGACCUAAGGUGCUAGUUGGCCUCGAGGACAAUUUUGGUUUUUUGCAAUGGGUGGCAGGGUCUGUGUAGGUUUUUGUGUAGUGUACGCCCGAUAAGAGAUCUCUUCUGCUGAGAUGACGAUGGACGUUCAGAGCGGGGAGUCGAGCGAAGUCAGUCGAAAGGCAAGCGGGCGGAUGUGGUAGAGAACUAUUUUGGAAUUUGAAAACAGAGAGAGGGAGGCAAGAUUGGAUUGACGACGGAAGUGUUGGUUCAAGAAAGAGAGACAGCGAAGCGUCGUGUUGUUGGACAGGGGGUUACAGGAGCAGGCAGGGAGAGAGGGAGAGGCCGUUUCAUCGUGAUGCGCAGUGGGAAACUUUUUGACGCCUCUGCGUCUUUUUCCCUUUGUAAAGAUGUUUGUUAAUCAUGGUGCCCAUUUAGUUCAGCCAGUUUUUAUGUCGAUUUAGCUCGCAUGGUCUCAUCCGCGCAAUUCCGUUGAUCUCAAACACAUGCUGAGAGAGAGAGAGAGAGAGAGAGAGAGAGAGAGAGAGAGAGAGAGAGAGAGAUUUUCGACUUCUGGACAAAAGAAACACAGAGGAGAGUACAAGUACUGAGCAAGUACUGAGCAUUGUUAUUAUGGGCGAGAUGAUGAAGCCAGGGUCUGAAUGGAUCAAUUGCGCGGCCACCUGUGGAUUAUAAACAAGGAGUGGCACAUUGCUGUUGUUUUUCCUUUCUACAUUUGAUGUAUUGUCUUCAUCGUGUUCGCACUGUUUGGCGAUUUGCCAGGAUUUAGACGUGUUCGUCUACCCUAUGAUCCCUAUCCUGUCUUCACAAAGCCAGGAGAGGACCAACAAUUAUUGUCGACGAUUUGUUCUUCUUGCUCCACGUCCCUUCCCAAUCGCUCGUCUGUUAUACUUCCGGGCAACCUUUGUCGCUGGGAGAGAUUUCCGUUGAUGUCAGCAUGUACAGAGACUAUCUGCAAUCGUCGUUUACGGGAGAUGUUUUGGUAGCUGCUGCCAUUGUUGCCUUUGCGGUGUGUGUUUGUACCGGGCAGGGGAGAAGGCGAGGGAUGCGGGGAGCAGCCCAGGAGAACCGACCAUCACUGUCUACAGAGAAAGCGGUGGCCAUCCAUCGCUGUCUACGGUCGAGGCGGAUUGGUGUGGAAGGAGGACGGUGCACCAGUUGAGCUGGCGACUUUCACCGCUUCGCGCCUAAUUCGCCGCCUACGUGCCCUUUACGCCUAGUCACGGAGACGAGAAGCUUCUGUGGAAGCGAAGUUUUGAACGCUAUCUUGUCACAUGCAUGGACCUGCGAGAGGGGCCGUAAAGAUCUCAAAUGAUUCUGCCCAGUCCUCCGCACCCCUUUUCUUCCCCGUCCGGGAUCUUGGAUUGUCCAUACGGAGCGGGACGGGAGGAUACCGGAUAUAUCUAGUGGAUGGAUUGUUAUGGAAUGCAUGGUAGCAGCAUUUGAGAGAUCGUGACACAUGUAUUUUGUCAAUUUUUGUGUAAUGUAAUGUAAUGUCAUGUAUACCAAUUUAUAUAACAGGUGUUUGUUUGUUAGAGCAUGAGCAUGAGCAUGGUGUCCCUGACCAUCAGAGAGAGAGAGAGGGGGGUUGGCAACAGGAGGGAGAGAGAGGAGGAGAAGAGCAGGAAAGGUCGUUGCAGCUCGCUUCUGCUUCUAGUAUUCUGCGGAUUGUUAACAAUUUGUACAAUCGAUCCAUUUCUCAAUCAAUCCAAAAAACAUUU
Messenger RNA from Chara braunii, 3621 nucleotides. The record is from the annotation of a GenBank genome assembly. NCBI's taxonomy places the organism in Eukaryota, Viridiplantae, Streptophyta, Charophyceae, Charales, Characeae.